CCAUGCCCGCGCUGCAACAGCAGCGACACAAAGUUUUGUUACUAUAACAACUAUAACAUUUCCCAGCCCCGCUACUUCUGCCGGACCUGCCAGCGCUACUGGACGGCGGGUGGUACACUGCGCGACGUGGCGCCUGGCGCCGGCCGCCGCAAGAGCAAGUCA
This is a messenger RNA of Chlorella variabilis, 162 nucleotides long. RefSeq lists its product as hypothetical. Lineage: Eukaryota; Viridiplantae; Chlorophyta; Trebouxiophyceae; Chlorellales; Chlorellaceae. Gene Ontology annotation, biological process: regulation of DNA-templated transcription. The annotation marks the transcript as partial. The record is from RefSeq and is a predicted model, not a curated record. Gene Ontology annotation, molecular function: DNA binding; DNA-binding transcription factor activity. The transcript has a single exon.